AUGGCCACGUCAAAUGAAGAAAAACAGCUUAAGACAGAUGACGGCCUCGCACUCCUCGACAGCUUGAGAAAUCACAUCCUCGAGCAGCUCGACCAUGCAGUACCAAACGACUGCAUUCAACUUUGCAAGCUCAGCACUCUCGCCAUUAUAGCAGAUCGUCCCGAAGAUGUUCUCGAAAAGGCCAAGGAACAGCUGCACGCCUACCCCUACGAGAAGGUGCCAACUCAUUGGCGGCGACUGUACGAAGAUGCCACAUCAUUUGCAACAUUCAAUCCUGCCAAGCGUCAAAAGCUCGAUCGGGAUAUCCCCCGUACCAACGACUGGCUGGCAGAAUUUUGCAAUGUCGUAGACAGAGCCGUCAUCAUCUCGGGCGCACCUGGUCGCAAACAUCUCAUUGACGAUACCUUAAAGCACUUGGAAGUUUUUGUCAAGUCUGAAUGGACCGACGCUCCCCCUCGAAGACUUCUUACCCCUCGACCUCCUCCUCUGGACACGCCUUACGCUAUUCUACGCACACCGCGUAGCUGGGACUUUGAAGAGUUUCAAUUACAUCUCGAUACUACAGGCAGUCCUGUUAUUAUCCCUGAUACAUUUGAGCAUUGGCCUGCACGAACACACUGGGACGAUAUUAAUUACCUUUUAUACAAAACUCUCGGUGGCAAGCGUGUUGUCCCUGUCGAAAUCGGGAGUAGCUAUACUGAAGCUAAUUGGACGCAAAAAAUUAUGCCUUUUGGGGCUUUUGUUGAAAAUUAUCUUCUUGCACCUUGUCAACAAGAACAAGAAGAACAACAAGAACAAGAACCUUCUCCUCCCAUCGGCUACCUCGCCCAACACAACCUCUUCACCCAAAUCCCCUCUCUCCAAUCCGACAUCUCCACUCCAGACUACUGCUACACCACCCCUCCACCAACAAACCCCUCCUUCUCCACAACAAAAACUUCCACCAUCCAACAACCCCAACCUCUCGACUCCCCCCUCCUCAACGCCUGGCUCGGCCCCCCAGGAACCAAAACCCCUCUCCACACCGACCCCCAUCAUAACAUUCUCUGCCAAGUCGUCGGAUACAAAUACAUUCGAUUAUACAAUCCCCUCUGGACGAAAUACUUGUAUCCUGCGGGUGUGGAUGCGGCUGGGGUGGAUAUGGGGAAUACGUCGUUGGUGGAUGUGAAGGUUUGGAGGGGGGAUGUGGAUGAGGAGGAAAAGAAGAAAUUUCCGGAAUUUGGAAAAGCGGAAUAUUUAGAGGCGGUUUUGGGGCCGGGAGAGUGUUUGUAUAUUCCAUUGGGGUGGUGGCAUUAUGUGGAGAGUUUGACGGCGAGUUUUUCGGUUUCGUUUUGGUGGAAUUGAGGGGUGGGGGGUUGUUCUUGUUUGUUAUAGUGGAGGAGAGAGGAGAGAGAGAGAGAGAGAGUGUGUGUGUGUAUGUGUG
This is a messenger RNA of Sphaerulina musiva SO2202, 1423 nucleotides long. Its product is annotated as Clavaminate synthase-like protein. The transcript is spliced from 2 exons. The coding region runs from base 1 to 1344 and encodes 447 amino acids. Lineage: Eukaryota; Fungi; Ascomycota; Dothideomycetes; Mycosphaerellales; Mycosphaerellaceae. Gene Ontology annotation, molecular function: 2-oxoglutarate-dependent dioxygenase activity. The record is from RefSeq and is a predicted model, not a curated record.